This is a messenger RNA of Drosophila montana, 2246 nucleotides long. It is a transcript of the gene Ice2, whose product is annotated as Interacts with the C terminus of ELL 2. Gene Ontology annotation, cellular component: transcription elongation factor complex. The transcript has a single exon. Gene Ontology annotation, biological process: snRNA transcription by RNA polymerase III; snRNA transcription by RNA polymerase II; positive regulation of transcription by RNA polymerase III. The record is from RefSeq and is a predicted model, not a curated record. NCBI's taxonomy places the organism in Eukaryota, Metazoa, Arthropoda, Insecta, Diptera, Drosophilidae. Bases 76 to 2091 code for a protein of 671 amino acids.
CAAUCGGAACCACAACAAACAACCAACCAAAGGGUAAAAAACCCUUUGUAAAGGUGCAAAUCAAUAUACACAAAUAUGGAAACGAAUUUAUAUAAGGGCAGUGUCACAAUAUUUCGCAAUCAGCCGUCAUAUAGGGUAUUCAACAAAUCGAUUGAGCAAGCCGACGACUCACUCUUUACCUUUUUAAACGACAUCGAUUCAGAGUUUUUAAAGGAGGAGCAACCGGGGCCAUCUCAAGUCUUUACAUCCUACGCCUGCGGAUUUACCAGAAGUGAUCCACGCACUCAGGAGCUUAUAAGACGCACUGUUUAUGACCACACAAAGCAACAGUUACCAUAUGAAUUUCCCAAUCCACAGGAACGCCAUUCCGCGCUAAGUGCAGUACAGCAGGCGGCCUGCCUGCGUCUGUUGCUUGCCUGGCAGCAAAACUUAGCUGAGAGCGAGGAUGAUUUUAUUGUUUGGCGUGUCACGAACGGCAAACGCUGCAAAGAGCAGCAGCUAGUACAAAAGCACAUCUACGACUAUGCCAACGCACAGAAGGAGCGACUCUAUGCGCCCAUGAAGCCACUGGUGAUGCACUACUGCAAAUGGUUCGAGAUGAGAAUGCUGCAUCUGCUGCGUGAGCUACCCAAUAGCAGCUACUCAACACACACAGGCCUGCCACAGCUCCAUCAAUGUAAAAGCUUGAAAGAGGAGGCAGCCAGCAUGGAAGAUAUUAAGCUGAUAUGUCGUCGGGGUCAUGUGCGACUCUGGCCAGAUGUGCGCCUGCCGCACCAGGAGCUAAGCACAUUGCGGGUGCGUUUGGAGCGUUAUGCCUAUGCAGGCGUAAAUGACGAGCCCGCUUCACAAUCUGUUGCCGACGCGCUUGAGCGCCAACUGCUGGAAACGGAUGAGGAUGUGUUUGUGUUGCCUCUGGAUGCACUGCUGAUGCUAUUAACGCCUGGCGCAUACGUGGAUUUGCCCACAGAAAUGCUGCUGCACAUAAGUAAUAUUCCCGACAGCGAACACAAGUGCAUUGAGUUCAAGGAGCCACUACCUGCACGCAGCUGCGGCUGGCACACAAACAGUCGCCUCCUGGCGCAGGCCUACACAGCAUACGCACCAGCCAACUGGCUGCAGUUUACCGCCGACGGCGUCGUGCAGCUAUCUAGUGAUAUGCCAGCCGCAGCGCUGAAUGACAAAGUGCAGCCCGCCGAGUACAAACUGUUGCCUAUCGAUGAGGAUGUGCGGCGUAUGACAGAAGCAAGAUCCAACUGUGCGCUGGUCAGCUGGCGUCUGCGUGCUGGGGAGGCGGAUACCGAGGCGGAGCCGGCACUGUUGAUGUACAGCAGCCUUCCGAUAGCGGCCGUGCGCGACGCUACGGCCAAUCAAAUGCUGGGCUGUCAUCUCAUCAAGCUGGAGAACAAGCCAGAUUGCGGCUGUGAGAUCAUGACCAAAUACGAGCUGCUUAGCGCGUGGCUGCAGUUGAAACUGCUCCAGACCGACAAAGGCCAUUGCUCGCGCAUUUCGCUGCAAGAUAUGGCGCCGCUGCUGGAGGAGCCGCUUACACUAGGUGCACUGGAGCAGCAGCUGCACGAAUACUAUCACAUAAGCAUGCCGCAGCAGCUGAGCCAGCUACGCGAGUUCCUGAAACUGCUGCGCAGCGUGACGCCUGGCAGAUAUCUGCUACGUUAUGCAACAAAGUAUAAGGACAAGUUUCUGCUGUGCCAACCUACGCUGGAACCCACACCCACAAGCUUUAAAUUGCACGAUCUGCUGGCGGGUACCUCGCCCAAUGACAUCGACUUUCUCACACAGGCCGCCAGCUAUCUGCCCAUUUCGCCGAAGCUUUGUAGUCGCCUGCACGAACAGCUGCAGCUGUUGCCCUGUGCAUUUCCAGUCAAAGUAGGCGGCGCUCAGCGCUCCAAGAAAAAGGCAAUGAUAAAGAAAAAAUCGAAGGUUGAGGAGCAACCAAGCUUGGUGCAGCGUACGCGCAAGAGGAAGCCAAAGACAAGAGAAAGCCGGCGCAAAAAUUCAAGACAACGUAAGCGGGCUGCUGCCAAGGCACAGAAGGAGCAGGAUAAAGAGCUGGACAAAAUCAUGUGCCUAUAAGGCAAAUUUUGUAUACAUUAACUUUUUGACUUGGUUUUUACCCAAUGUAUUUAAUUUUAAUGAAACAGAAUAGAUCUUACGGCUCUUCCCGGGAAAAAUAAUCUAAGUUGUCAUUACGAGCAAAAUGCCAUUAAAGUUGAUACUGUCUCUUCAAA